Messenger RNA from Penicillium samsonianum, 312 nucleotides. RefSeq names its product LSM domain-containing protein. The record is from RefSeq and is a predicted model, not a curated record. Gene Ontology annotation, cellular component: NatC complex. The transcript is spliced from 2 exons. Lineage: Eukaryota; Fungi; Ascomycota; Eurotiomycetes; Eurotiales; Aspergillaceae. Bases 1 to 312 code for a protein of 103 amino acids.
AUGGAUCACGAUCAGUCUGUUGAGUACUUGGAAGGGCUGUUGGGUCACACACUGCGGAUUCAUACCACGGAUACUCGGAUGUUUGUCGGGCUUUUUAAGUGUACCGAUGCGGACCGGAAUAUCAUCCUCGCCAACUCUUUUGAAUAUCGUAUGCCCACUACAUCUGCCGUACAAGCCGCCGCACACGAGAAAGAGUCGCGGGGAGAAGGGUCGGAAGCAAAGAGCGCAACUGUCAAAGUGAACAUGACACACCGGUUGAUAGGCCUCAUUGUGAUACCAGGACGACACAUUACGAAAAUAGAGCUGGAGUAA